AAAUGGCGUCCGAUAUUAAAACACACACAUCAAAACUGUUCAUUUUUUCCGAUUUACAAUUUUUAAUUUAAUUGACUUUUUUGUAAACAAGUUUUAUUGACAGUUUAUAUAUUGUAAAAUGAUUUAUGUACAAUCAAUAUGAUGGAUGAAAGUUGUUGUGAUUGUAAUUGUUGUGAACCGGACGAUUCUUACCGGCCCUUUUUAAAAGAGUGAUUGUGGUGUCACCAAGAAGUGUGUGUGUGUGAAAGGUUUGUUUUAUUGUAAAAUAUUAUUAAAGAGAAUUUAUUUUCAAGUGAUUAAACAUCAAUCAAGUGAUUAUCAGCCCUAUCCUCUUCAUAUUGGAACUACAUGAGUCCUAAUGGAAAAUCAUAUGGUCUUCUGUUCAGUUAAGGAUGAAUUCCUCUUGUCCCAAGAUUUAUGUGUUAUCUGUGGAAGCUUGGGUAAAGGUGAAGAAGGAUGGUUAAUCAUAUGUUCUCAGUGUGGUCAGUGUUAUCAUCCUUAUUGUGCUAAUAUUAAAGUAACAAAAGUUAUAUUAAGUAAAGGUUGGAGGUGCCUUGAAUGUACUGUAUGUGAAGGCUGUGGUAAAGCCAACGACGAGGGUAAGCUAUUAUUGUGUGAUGAAUGUGACAUAAGCUAUCAUACAUAUUGCCUCGAUCCACCUUUGGAUGAUAUACCAGUCGGGACAUGGAAGUGUAAAUGGUGUGUAGUGUGUAUUAAAUGUGGAUCCAUAUCUCCUGGAAUUAAUUCAUUGUGGCAAAAAAAUUACACCGAAUGUGGCCCUUGUAGUAGUCAGACUUCUUGUCCUGUGUGCUACGCUGAUUAUGUAGAAAAUGAUCUCAUAAUUCAGUGUAUCCAUUGUAAACGGUGGUUACAUUCAAAAUGUGAUGGGAUGAGCAAUGAAGAUGAUUGCGAAGGAGCAGCAGAUUUUGGUUAUAAAUGUAUAUUAUGUCGUCCUAAAGAUGAACCAUCCGCUCAUUUGCAAGCUCUUAAACUCAAUGCAAUGCCAACGAAAAGACAAAGAGCUUUAAGUAUUGAAGGUAGCCUAGGAGGGACUGGCAAUGUUUCACGUGCAUCUCCGUUAGUCUCGCCUCGUUCUUCUGUUGAUUCCGUCUCUGGUAAACUAGCCAGUUCUUUAGAUAAUAAUAGUGGGUCCAUGCAGUUUCUUGUCAAUGGAAAUGUUUCAUCUAAUGCAAUUAAAGAUGCAUCUUGUACAGGUCGAGAUUCGGUACCAAAUGUUAAUGCAUCAUCGACUUUUUCUUCUCAAACUUCUCUGGUGCCUUCUUCAGAAUCCUUUGCAAAUUCAUCAGCUUUAAAGUCAAAUCACAAUAAAUAUCAAAGUCAGUUCCAUCUGGAUGGUGUAACGCUGUCUGAAGGCGGUAUGUCGCUUAUAAAAUCUCUUCAGUUGGACCCUCCUAAAAGACCGCGUGCAAAGAGAACGAGUAAAGUUAAUCUUUUACCUAGUGGAGAAAUAGACGAUACAAGGGAUGAAGAUAAUGAAGAUUUCAAGACGGAGGACGGAUCUUCCAAGACUGAUUCAUUAGAUGCUAGUGAAAAGAAGAAAAAGCAGAGAAAGAUACAACGUCUCGGAAUCGGAGGUUUCUGUGUUAAAAAUCGCACUCGUUGGAGUAAAGACGAAGAUGGCGACGCAAUAGAGAAUGCUCCAAGUGAGCUUGAUCCAAAUAUACAGAACGAAAAACCAAAAAGACGAAGAAGAAUGAAGAAAAAGAGUCAAUUACUUGAUAGUUUCCCUUCCUAUUUACAAGAAGCCUUUUUUGGUAAGGGUCUGCUUGAAUCAAGUAAAGAAUCUUCAAAUAUGUCAGGCCAAAAUAACUCGGUGCCAGAUUCAAAUGUGAACUUUAAACAUCCCCCAAGUAUAGAUGAGAGUUCAUCGUUUUUGAAUAGAAUUACAAAUGAGCAAACGGUCACUUUCAAUCACUCUGAUACUCCUAUCGCUAAGUCACCAUUCACAAAAGUAAAGUUAAGUGAAACUAGGAAAUCCUCGGAUGAUGCAUCCACUUCUGUCACUAUGGACGAUGAUGAUUUGAAUGGCUUGUUGCCUCAAGAUCUUCCGCAAGAUGAAGAGCUGAUGAAUAUCCUUUAUGAUGACGAUCUUGACAAAAACGACGAAGUUCUAGGCAAUUCACCUACUGUAGAUAAAUCAAUUAAUGACGCUAAAGAUGGAAUCGACGCAGUCAUUUUAAACACGAAUUUUAAUUUAGAAACUAUUGUUGUGGAUAGUGGUUUACCCCACAUGGAUAGUAAAGAUGUAGAAGAUGUUUUUCAAGGAGUUUUAAGUCCUCAAACAGCCACUGUAAAUGGUCAAAAUCAGGCUGUAGAAGAAUUUCCUUCGUUCACAUCUUUAUUACCUACAAAUAUUAAUAAUUCUGUUAAUAUAGUCAAAGAUGUUCCAGGUCCAAGGCAGCCAGAAAUGGUUGUUCAUCGGUCACCUCAAAUCAAACCACAGCAGCCUUCUCCAGCUCCUCCGUCAUUACCACCACAACAGCAACCGCAACAACAGCAACUACAACAGCAUCAACUACAGCAGCAGCAGCAGCCACAGCCGCAACAACAACUACCCCAACCCCAACAGCAAAUACCACUGCAACAUCAGCAUCCACAGGUCCAACUACAAAAACAAAUGCAAAAACAGACACCCCCUCAUCAACAACAUUCGCAGCAUAUUCGUCCUCAUUCACAUCUACAUCAGCUCCUUCAGUCUCAACCUCAACCCCAGCCUCAACUACAUCAGCAUCAACAAUUUCAUCCCCAUAGGCAUCCGCAUCAAAUACCUCAUCAUAUUUCACCUCAACAACAUCAACAACCACCAACACCACAGCAAAUAUCACCCACCCCAGUGUCAAUCAGGCCUACCUUCAAUCGCGAACCUAUCAGGCUACAAGCAAAUACAUUCCUUCAAACUUCAGGAAGCAGUUCGCCUACUGUUGAACCAUUUUCUCCGAGAACACCUUUCCCCGACUCUCAACCUCAACAACAGCCUCCACCAGCAUCUCCUCAACAGCUUCCUGUGCCACCUCCAACAAAAGCUCAAGCUCCUAAUGAUGAAGAUCAAAAAAUUAUCAAAUUUGAGGAAGAAGAAGCGCUAGGAUUAAAUUCAACUAUCUCGGCAAUAUUAUAUUGCAACAUGACUUAUCCUAAUCUUAAAAGAGAUAUACCUGACAUUAGUGAACGGUGCAAACAAGCAAACAAAUAUUGGCGCCAACUUUCGGAUGAUGCUAGAGCUCCAUUUCGCCAAAAGGCCAAAGAAAAUCGCCAAAAUCGAGCACAAAAGGCUCAACAAGAACAAAAUAAAGGGAGCUACAAAGAUAAUAGGUCGAAUACCCGUCGUGAAAGUGACCAAGAAAUGCAAUGGAAACAAGUGCAACAAAUGCAAAAGCAGCAACAAAUGCAAGAGCAUCAACUUCUGCAAGAGCAGAGGCAGCAAUCUUUAUUGAAUGUACAGCAACAAACACAAGGACCAUUUGAUAGUGAUCACAAGUCGAAUAGUUUCGGUAGUGAAAGUCAAGAGAAUAACCCAGUAUAUAUGCCUCAGAAUUCAAAUGAAGUAGAGAAUAAUCAACAAUUCUGUUUUUCUGGGGUAGACGAAUCGUUUGCUCAACAGCACGAUUCAAAUUCAGCCCCAACAACACCAAUAAAUGAUUCCUCUAGUAUAAUAAGACCAACAACGUUAACAGCCUCUAGUCCGAUGAUUGGACAGCAUCAAAGACUGCCUUUAACUGGACCUCAAAAAAGUCCAUUAAUUGUAUCUCGGGUUAGACCCCCAAUAGACCCUAAUAGAAUUGCUUUUCCAAGUGGACCGUCCCAUUCUGAGGGUUAUCGACCACCGAUGAUUCAACAUGUUCAGUCAGGAGUAGCUCAACAGCAGCCCCAACAGCAACAACAAAUGCAGCAGCAAUCACAGCAGCAACAACAGCACCAACAACAUCAACAGCACCAAUUACAGCAACAGUCACAGCAUCAGCAACAACAGCUUCAACAGCAACAACAGCAUCAACAGCAACAACAGCAACAACAACAGCAACAACAACAACAACAGCAACAGCAACAGCAAAUUCAACAGCAGCAACUUCAACAACAGCACCAUCAACAGCACCAGCACCAACAGCAACAACAACCACCGCAACCGCAACAACAGCAACAACAACAACUGCAAUCUAACUAUGAAACAAUGCCAGCUGAUGAAUUUAGAAGAUGGUCCCCACCAGGAACUGUUAAAAAUCCAGGUUAUCAUGUUUUCAGGCAUCCUGGCGAACCUCGAAUGCAUCAAUUUCAACCUCACUUGCAUUCUCAGCAACAACUUCAUCAACAGCAAAUGAUUCGUGGUAAACCACAACAACAACCGCCUUGGAAUAGAAUGCAAAGACCACAGAUGGGUCCAUUAUCCCCACAUCAAAUGCAAAUGCAAAGAAUGCAAUUAAUACAGGGAAUGAAACGGACUCCUACUCCUUUCCAACCACCUAGUUCGCCUUCAUCUCCUCAGCUAACUAUGCGGCCAAAUCAAACUCAGUCUCCUCAAACUGAACAUUUCAAUUUUAAUCAACCUAACAGCAGUUCGACCCCAUCUCCUGGACACUCAGUUCCAAGUCCCCAAUUCGCUUCAAAUCGAUCAACUUCGAGUCCUCAAUUUGCUUCAAAUCAAGCAACCGUCUCAUCUCUUAAUCAGCAAUCUCAAAACAGUGCCAAUAUCAGUACCAAUCCUGAAGAGGUCGAGUCUAUUGAAAAAGUUGUUGGAGCUCAAACUACUGUUGCUACCACAAGUCAGAGUGACUCGCACAUCAUCAAAUCCCCCUCUAAACCAGAGGAAGAUGUUAAAACUCCAUUUUCAAUUGAGCUAGUCAAACAUGUGCAAGAAUCUGUUUUGAAUGAAGAAGAUGCCACCCCAGAUGAUCUAGAUGAUGAUGAAUUAUUGGGCUUAGGCAACGAUUUUAAUAUAUUAGAGUAUGCUGAUCCAGAACUUCAUCAAAUGCUUGAUGGAGCAACUGGAAGUAAAAAUAAUAUUCUUGAUGCGCAUUUUGAUGAAAUCUGUGAUAAAGACGAGGAUGGUGAGAAGGCGAAAGUGGACAACGAAGAGCAUAAAGGGUUAGGCAAAUUUGAUCCACACGAAAAGGAAUCGGAGAACAAAAAGGCCUCAAAUGAUACGAGUGUAUCAAUUAGUGGAACUUUAAUCAAACAAGAGCCAUUAAAGUCACUAGAUACUUCUUUGGUAGUGAUUCCUCAUACAUCUUCGCUGAGUUCCAACAUGCAUCCACCGCCCCCUCCAUAUCCAGGAACUCCGACUAAUGACGUUAAAUUUCCACUCCCUCCACCUUAUCCCACCACCACUACACCACAAUCUCAUGUGUAUUCGCCUAUGGAAGAGUCUGUACCAUCAAGUGCAAAUUUAAUUCGCCAACCAAUUUCUAAUGUUAGCUCGAUGCCGCCACAACAUACACAACAUAACACACAACCUGGUGAUAGUUUUAUAGGCCAAGGUGAUGCUCUAUUAAGUGAUUUAGAGUUUGAAAGACUUAAAGCUGAAAUUCUGUCUGAUGAUACUUUAUCGACAGUUACAACGGGACCGCUUUUGCAAAAUCCAUUGAUGCCACCAAAUGUUCCACCUUCUCCAUCUGCACCAUCUUAUGGACACCAAGUACCGCAACAACAUUCCUGGCGUGAAACAAAAGAUCCCCGAAUGCCUCAGAUGCAUCCUCAACACCAUCAACUUCCACCUCCACAAGGAGUGGCUACUCAGCAACAUUUUCUAGGACCACGAAUGAAUGCAGCUCAGCGUCAUCCUGUUAUGAUGUUUCAAGCUCCUCCUAGAAUGUCUGGUACUUAUACGCUGCAGCAAAUACCUCCAAGUGGAUCUCACAUGAACCAUAUCCAAGUUGGUCAAACUGGCUUGGUUUCACCAAACUCUAACUUACAAAGUCCAACCUUAAAUCCAUCACAAGCACCUCAUCCUUUUAGUUCAAGUGUAGGGCCAUCCAACCCACCUCAGAUGAAUGUUCAACAACCUAGUGAAAGAUUCCAUGAUAAUCAAUGGGGCAAUCAACAGCAACCAAAAACUCUCGCUGAUAUCCAGAAAAGUUUAGAAGCAGAGAAAGCAAGACUGCUUAAAGCAAAGAAAACCAUUAAUGCUCGCCAACGAGCAAGAAAAAAGAAUGGAUGUGAGUUAUCUGAGUCCGAUCAGGCUGAAUUAGAUAAAAUCAAUAUUGAUCGAGAGAGUUCACAGACACAGCCACAUGCACAGCCUCAGCCUCAGCCUCAGCCUCAGCCUCAGCCUCAGCCUCAGCCUCAGCCUCAGCCGCAGCCACAACAGCAACAUCAGCCACAACAACACGAAGCAAUGCCAGCUGAUGAGUUUAGAAGAUGGUCCCCAUCAGGAACAGUUGAAAAUUCGGGUUAUCAUGUUUUCAGGCAUCCUGGAGAUCCUCGAAUGCAUCAAUUUCAACCUCACUUGCAUUCUCAACAACAACUUCAUCAACAGCAAAUGAUUCGUGGUAAACCACAACAGCCUUGGAAUAGAAUGCAAAGGCCACAAAUGGGUCCAAUGUCUCCCCAUCAAAUGCAACAACAGUCACAGUCACAGCCACAACCACAGCCUCAACCACAGUCCCAGUCGCAACCACAGCUCCAAUCUCAGCAAAUGCCACCCCAGUCGCCGUCACAGCCACAACCAAAGCCACAACCACAGCCACAGUCACAGCCACAACAGCAACCACAACAGCAACCACAACAGCAACCACAACAGCAACCACAACAGCAGCAUCAACAUCAGCAGCAAUCUCAGCCAAUGCCACCACAGUCGCCGUCACAGCAUCUACAAGUCCAACAAUUGCAGCCUAAACAAGAACCACAGUCUCCGCAAAUGCUGAUUCAACAGCAUCAACAACACCAACAACACCAACAACAUCACCAUCAUCAACAGCAGCAACAGCAACAGCAACAACUCAAACAACAGGCUCAGCAACUACCGCAGCAGCAACAGCAGCAAUCCCAGCAAUCGCAACACCACCAACAUCAGCCUCAACAAACACAGCCACAGCAGUCCCAACAAAUACAACCACAACAGUCUCCACAAGCGCAGCCGGUGCAACAGCACCAACAAGGCCAGCAAUUGCAGAAUCAACAGCAGCAACAGCAAUCUCAGCAAUUACAUCAGCAACAGCAACAACAACAGCAGCAGCAACAGCAGCAAAUACUUAAUACGACGACUACAAUCACCGCAUCUGAUUCGAGUGAAGUUGGGGAAUCACGAUCAUUUCAGUUAAAUUUUGCUGAGCAAGGAAGUGGUGUUGAUAAUUAUGCUGUAAAUGAUACUCUUAUUGAACAGAACUCUACUUCAACUGAACAUGGGACUACACAAGAAGGGCAAUCUAGCGAUGGUGUUAACUCAUUGACAGCGAACCCAAAGAAGAAAAUAUCCUCUCUCGAUAUAAGAAAAGCGCAAUUAGAAAGAGAGCCUACACCUCCACCUGAAGAACUUAAGCCUAAAAAGAAAAGGCCUGGAAAACGAAAAGAACCCAAAGUUAGUGAACCAGGGGCUAUACCUAAGAAACGACCACGAAAAUCUUCAUCCAACCGAGCUGAUGAAAGUCAUGAACUGUAUAUAACUAAUUUAAUGACUCAACUGCGGAAAUUAGAACCUAUUCAAAUUCAGGAACCCGAAAUCAGCCCGAAUCAUAAUGUAUGUCCAAUCUUUGGAAGUGGUGAUCUUAAUGCUACCCAAUCGUGCUUAAAGGGAGUUUAUGGUAGAGCUUAUUUACCGAAUAUUCAAGAUCAAUAUUCUUCUAAAAGUCUGAAAAAAGUCACACCUGUACAAAAAUCAACCUUGAUUGAAACAUCUUUACCUAAACGAUCAUCUGAACGUAGUUUUUACAGUCAAGAAUUCUCUCCAAAUACUUUACAAGGAUCUCAAUUUAUUUUUGGACAGACCAAUUCUCAUAGCCGUCUCGUUAGAGAUUGUGACAGUCCAGAUAGUGUCAUAUCUUCAAGUUCACCUGAGUGCUGUUUAUAUGAGGAAUCUGAUUGUUGGUUCAGAGUUUUACCAGCUUUUGAUGAUAGUGAAUCUAACAAGAAAGAUGAUAGUCGAGCAUCUCCAGUAAUACCAUUGUUGAGACCAAUUCUUUUGAAGCCAAUAACAUCUUCAGCUCAGCCAGCAGUGAGUAAAGUCAAUGAUUCACCCGUCAGCAAGGUUUCCUCUUGUGAUCCUGAUACCGACUUGGAGAAAAAUAAGGAGAAUCUUGACAAAGAAGCUAUCGAGUCGAAUAAAAAGAAACAAAUCUCAAGAACACCUAUUGUGCCAUCCCCCGAUUCUCGAAAUAUUCCAGUGAUAUUAACAUUAUCUUCAAACGAUGAUGUUGAACAAAUUGUAUCUCGUGUUGCUGAUAUGCUCCAAAUCAAAAUCCCUCUUCAUUGGGAAGUUGUUGGCCGAACAUCAUCUCCUUGUCCCAAUGAUGAACAAUCGAUGGAAAAUUGCAAAGAUUCCAUAAACAAGCUAGAAGACGGUGAUAUGGAUAGUAUUCUUGAUGAGAAUAUGAAAUUCUGUCGUUUUUGUGAAGUUGUCGUCAUUAAUACUGGCUUCAAAAAGAAAUUAACUGAUUUCCCACCAUCAGCACGAGAAGAAUCUGACGAAGAAGAAAUAACUUUUUGUAGUACUAAUUGCUAUAUGAAGUUUGCUCUUUCACAUGGCUCUUCAUCUCAAUCUGAAAAUAAAGAAGCGGGCCCCGUUGUUGGACAUUGGGGUGACCAAUCAAUUAGUGAUGAACAGCUUAUCCAUGAAACACCGAUGGAUAUUUUGCCUCCGAUGAGUCCUAUGAUGGAAGAAGAUGAGAUCAAUGAAGGAGAAAGUCGAUCAGCUACUAUGUCACCCUCUCAACUUCCAUCUCUCACAGCAACUGAUAAAGAUGACAAACGAAGACAGUGGGUAGAAGACGAUAUUGCCAGGUCAUCAUCAGCUGAAUCCUCGACGCAAUCUAAACAAUGGUUUGGCACAAAGUAUAAACUUUGGAAAGCCAACUUGUUUGAGGAGCCCAAAAGACCUGAACCAGAAAAAUCAAGUGAAUUCUAUCCUCACAUCAGAACGAAUUUCGAUAUGUCUUAUCGACCCAGAGUAUUACCUCCAGACUCCCGCAAAUGUGUCCUUUGUCAAAUUGCCGGUGAUGGUAAAACUGAUGGAAGUGCUCGACUCCUUAAUAUGGAUGUCGGUAAAUGGGUUCAUCUUAAUUGUGUUUUAUGGUCACCUGAAGUAUAUGAAACUUGUGGAGGUUUUCUAUUCAAUGUGGAAGCAGCUUGUCGCCGAGGUUUAACAACUGAAUGUAUCCAUUGUCAUAGAGUGGGCGCUUCUUUGAAAUGUUUCAGGCCAAAAUGUACGAGCGUUUACCAUUUCCCUUGUGCUGUCAGUGAUAAGUGUAUGUUCUUCAAGGAUAAGUCCAUUUUUUGUCCUCAACAUAUACCUAAAGGUGUUAAGCAGAAAGAAAUGAUGGAAAGUUUCACUGUGCCUCGUCGAGUUCAUGUUCAACGUGAGGAAGACAAACAAAUGUCUCGUAUGAUACAUUCUGAUGGAUCGCAUUUGAUGCGAAUUGGAAGCCUUAUAUUUCUUAAUAUCGGCCAAUUGCUGCCUCACCAGCUAUCUGCUUUUCACAGUCCGACAAGUAUCUAUCCAGUCGGCUAUCGAAUUCAUAGAUUCUAUUGGAGCAUGAGAGAGUUGACCAAAAGGUGUAAAUAUAUUUGUACAAUUCAAGAAAAAGAUGGAAAACCUGAGUUCGUUGUUGAAAUUGAAGAAGAAGGAUAUGAAAAAGUUACUUACAGAGCUGAUUCACCUAAAUCUGUUUGGAAAGAUAUUUUAGACGCAAUUGUAAAAAUCAGAGAAGAAGCGGGGAUCAUCAAAGUUUUCACUGAAUUCAUAACAGGAGAAGAUCUUUUCGGCCUUUCAGAAGCCUCAGUCAGCCGUAUAUUGGAAUCAUUUCCCGGUGUAGAUAGUCUUAGUGAUUAUAAUUUUCGCCAUACUCGAUCAGACUUACUUGAAUUACCCUUACCAAUCAAUCCAACUGGCUGUGCCCGAACUGAACCAAGAUUAUUAGUUCCUUACAAACGUGUACACACACUACAAACACGAUCUGCAACUCGAUCAUCAUUGCAAUCAUCAUUAGCCUGCUGUGAAGAGCAAUCUCCUUAUAUUAAACAAUUUUUCCACUCUAAAUCACAACAGUACAAAAAGAUGAAAACUGACUGGAGACAGAUGGUUUAUUUAGCUCGAUCUCGAAUCGCUGGACUUGGCUUAUAUGCAGCUCGAGAUAUUGAAAAACAUACAAUGAUCAUAGAAUAUAUCGGCCAAUUGAUUAGAAAUGAAAUAGCUGAAAGAAAUGAAAGACUGUAUGAGACUCAAAAUCGUCGAGGUGUUUACAUGUUUAGACUGGACGAGAAUCGUGUUGUUGAUGCCACAUUAAGAGGAGGCUUGGCGAGAUACAUCAAUCACUCCUGCAAUCCUAACUGUGUUGCUGAAAUUGUACAAAUCGACAGGGAAAACAAAAUUCUUAUUAUUGCAAGCCGUAAAAUAUCUAGAGGCGAAGAGUUAACCUAUGAUUAUCGUUUUGACGUUGAAGAUGAUUCCUCUAAAAUACCUUGUCUUUGUGGAGCAUCAACUUGCCGUAAAUGGAUGAAUUAAAUUACCCAUUUUUGGCUUCUGUACAUAGUUAAAUGACAAAUUUGAAAAAAUGCGGAUAAUUUUCGUGAAAACAUACAUAAAGUACAUACCCUUACACCUACACACAAAUUACACCACAUCAAUUCAUACACAACCACACAAAGCAAAUGACAGAGUUAUAUUUGGACCUAUGCUGUUUAUAUUUUUCUCUCCUCCUUUUGUAAAAAAAUCGCGAUUAAUAUCUAAUUGUAAGCUAAAAUUUAUAAGAGAUUGUUAUGCAAUAUAUGCAUCUUAUACAUUGAC
Molecule: messenger RNA, 10948 nt
Organism: Tetranychus urticae (two-spotted spider mite)
Lineage: Eukaryota; Metazoa; Arthropoda; Arachnida; Trombidiformes; Tetranychidae
Source: RefSeq, a predicted model, not a curated record